Messenger RNA from Ciona intestinalis (vase tunicate), 3094 nucleotides. The record is from RefSeq and is a predicted model, not a curated record. Lineage: Eukaryota; Metazoa; Chordata; Ascidiacea; Phlebobranchia; Cionidae.
CUUAAAAAAGUAAGUGUUUCAUACACCGUUAUCACUUUCAUUUGUUUAGUGGUAAGGUAGUUGCGUUAAUAUAUCCUGAAAGCACAAAGCGAUUUAUAACUGCAACGAAAUGGCAGACUCACAAGAGAUACCAGUUAAUGUGCCAAGUAUAGCUGAAUUCUUCAGUGGCAAGUCAGUGGCAAUCACAGGUGCAACUGGGUUUAUUGGAACAUGCUUGGUAGAAAAGAUCCUACGCUGUUGUCCGGGUGUUUUAAAAAUCUUUGUCUUCAUAAGGGAAAAGAAAGACAAAAGCGCAACAGAACGACUUGCCCAUCUUACCCAGUUGCAGGUAUUCGACACAGUGCGCACGCAACAACCCGAUUUUCAAUUGAAACUUGUUGCUGUGCCGUGUGAUCUUGAAAAGGAAGGUUUUGACCUCAGUGAGGAAUCACAAACUCAAAUCCAAAACGAAGUGAACAUUUUCAUUCAUUCAGCAGCGACACUUCGUUUUAAUGAACACAUAAGGCUCUCCUACCAGAUCAACACACUUGGAGUACGUACGAUGCUUAAGUUAUGCCGUACAAUCAAAAAUCUGGUGUCGAUCGUUCAUAUUUCUACAGCUUAUUCAUUCUGUGACCGCAAGGACAUUGGAGAAGAAGUUUACAAGACAGGUUGGAACUUCAACAAACUCCACGAUACAAUGCAGUGGAUGAAUGAUGAUAUGUUGACCAAGCUAACUCCAGACAUCUUGCGCGAUCGACCCAACACCUACACACUAACUAAAGCAUUUGGAGAGGAGGUGAUAGUUAAAGAAGGUGAAGGCCUCCCUGUUUGUAUAGUUCGCCCAAGUAUUGUUGGCGCAACUUAUUCUGAUCCGGUCGCUGGCUGGUGUUCAAAUUUCAACGGAGCCACUGGUCUGUUUAUUGCAUACGGCAAAGGCCUCAUGCGUUCACUGUAUGUGAAGAGAGACAUAUGCAUGGACAUCAUACCUGCAGAUCUUGUGGUGAAUGGAACAAUAGCUGCUGCAUGGAGAAAUGCUGUAUGUCAUAACCCUGUCAGUGCAAAUUCUGUUCUUUCCACCUCUCCACUCAUAGAUCGGCGAUCAAAUUCAACAUUUUCAUCUGCUAGCGAUCUUUCGGAGCUUCGGACACUAGGAAGAGAAAGAGAGGAAGAAUCACCGGAAAUUGAGCUUCGCAGAAAAACUCUUCCUAUUUACAACCUGGUUGCAAGCAGCUCAAAUCCAGUUCUUAUGAGAGAGUGGAAUGAUAUUAUGACUUCAUCAUACACCAACUAUCCACUUGACGCUUUGAUGUCGCCAGAUUUGAAAGUUGCGUCAAACAAAUUGAUGUUCAGAGUUUUUCUUUUUUUCAAGCAAUAUAUUCCUGCAUAUAUAUUUGAUGCUGGGCUUAUCCUUAUUGGGAAAAAACCUCAACUUUUACGUUGGACACAGCGUGUAAGUGGCACGAUUGGUGUGCUUCAGUUUUUCCUCACCAGCCAGUGGAACUGGAGUAACAACAGUAUACAGAAACUUCAGCGUGAGAUGAAUGAACAGGACAGAAAGCAAUUUAAUAUGGAUGCAGCAGUGGUUGACUGGGAGCAGUAUAUGAACAAUUAUGCAAAAGGAACAAAGAAAUUUAUUCUUAAAGAAGAUCCAAUGAAUUAUCCAGCUGCCCGUCGCCAUGUACAAAGGUUGCGUAUUUUGGGCUACUGUUCACAGUUGCUUGUGUUUAUGGUUGUAUGGCGUCUUCUUGUGCCUCGCAGCGGCAUUGCAAAGAAUCUGUGGCAUCUCUUCAUGUCUCUUUGGUUUAAGUUCCUUGGUUUUUUCCAGAUCUCCAGUACCCUGCAUCGAUCAAAUUUUUUUUCCCGUAUUCUGUCUAGUUCUUAAUUGUUUUAUUUAUUUGGUCUACAAAUUUCAUUCAUUUUCAUAAAAUAGAAUUAAACCAACGGCACUUUGAAUUAAUUUGUUUCUAUAUGUCAAUAAACUAUUUCCAUUCCAUAAGCAGUAAAAAUGGAACAUCUCAAAAUGGUCAUAGUCGGAUACAGCAACCUUUUUAGCUGAAUUACAGCACAUUUGAAAUAAAUUUCAUCUAUUAAUUUUUUCUGUCCAAAAACAAAAAUCUAAGAAUCACGUAAUAUAUAUCUCUAUCGAUUCUUUUAAUUACAUAAUUGUUAAAUUUAGCAUUCUAACAGAAUUGUAUACUAUAUAUUACGUACUGUUCUAUCAUAAAAUGCUGAACAGUAUCCUUUGGUACUAUACAGACGUAUAAUGUGUGUACUGUUUAUAGAGUAAUAGGUAAAUAUAUGUGGUAGUUGCCUUGGUGUUGCAAACGUUUCAUACAUGCUACAGAAAAUUCUGUUAAGCUUUGUAAACUAACAAAAUAAGAAUUUUAUCGUCUUUGCUUAUAUAUUCUGUGUUUACCACACAACUUAUGCUGUCCGGUGAAAAUACUUUCUAUAUUAAUAUAACGACUGUACUAAUUAUUAUUCGCGAAAGUCAGUGGUUGUUCUUUACGGCGAAAGACUUUGGUCUUAAUGACCUAUAUUUCCACGUUCAUUCCGUUGGCUGUUGUUUUAAGUCUAUUUGAAUAAUUUGUGCUUGCUGCAAAAACCGUUUUCCUAUACCGUUUGCGUAAUGCGUAUUUCUAAAUAGUUCGUGAGAAUACCGUACCGCAUAUAACAUUUAAUUUCUUUUACUAUGACGUUGACCGAAUUCAUAAUUAUCCAUUCAAUCAUCACAAUUUUCUGUUCGUUUAUUUCGUCUUAAAUAAUCCAAAUUUUAAAUUUAAUAUUUUUAACUGGUCUGUGACUGUGCGCUGCUGGGAUUUGUUCCCCGAAAAAAAGCGGUGAGUACAUUAAAUAGUAAUAUUUUUUAUGCAAAAGCCAUUCAAGUCUUGUUUAUAACAUUACUUAUUUUGAAAUCCCGGUUGUGGUAGCGUUCGAUCUUCUUUCUAAUUUCAUUUGAAAAUGUACAUUCGUGCUGUAUUGUACAUAGGUUGAACUUGCGAACAUUUUUGUUACACGGUUAAUUUGCACAAUUUAAAAUGCUUGCAAGUUCCAUUUGAAUUCAAAACUAGUGAAUUUGGUUUCGAAAUAGAAAAUAUAAUGAUGUAUAAAA